Messenger RNA from Thlaspi arvense, 1794 nucleotides. Lineage: Eukaryota; Viridiplantae; Streptophyta; Magnoliopsida; Brassicales; Brassicaceae. The record is from the annotation of a GenBank genome assembly.
AUGGAUCAGUUCCAUCGGAACGAGGCGAUCUCUGCUGUCGCCGACGAUGCUUUUCUCGUUGAAGAGGACGACGAUUACGAGGAUCUUUAUAACGACGUUAAUAUCGGCGAAGCAGGUUUGAGAAAGCAGGAACAACAAAAGGUUAGCUUCGAGAGGAGCAAAGAAAGUGUUAAACCAGCUGAAAGUACACCAGAACGUCAAGUGUUGAUACCUGGUGUGGUUGGUGAGACUUCAACAAGUGCCACCGAUGCUUCAAACGGAUAUGGAGCUCAAGGGCAUACAGGAGGAAAUGGUGUUAGCCAGCAGGUUCCUGGUGGACCAGUCGCUGGUCUCAGAGUUGAGCUAAGGCAAUCUACUAAUCGGGAAGAUGAUGUUGACAUUCCGGAGCAAAUCGUCGGAAAUAACGAGCCUUUGAUCAAGCCCGGGAUGGGUAAUGGCAAUGGCGUCACUAUUCCUGUUAGGAGCACGAUCGGGAAUGGCGGUGGUGGCACUAUUCUGUUUCUGGGGGAGUUGCAUUGGUGGACAACAGAUGCUGAAAUUGAGGCAGAGCUCUGCAAGUAUGGGACAGUGAAGGAAGUGAAGUUCUUUGACGAGAAAGCUACAGGGAAGUCGAGAGGAUACUGUCAAGUGGAGUUCUAUGAAUCUAUGGCGGCUACGGCUUGCAAGGAAGCGUUGGAUGGGCAUCUGUUUAAUGGUAGGCCAUGUGUUGUUGCAUUUGCUUCUCCAUAUACUGUCAAAAAAAUGGGAGACGCACAGGUGAAUAGAAGCCAGCAGGCACAAGCUGUACUUGCGCAAGCUAAGAAAGGGGAACCUAUUGAUCCUCCUAAUAAGCUUCCUUCAGCUAACAACAUCACCACCACUGGGAAUCAUCAAGGAGGAGAUGGUAGAGGUUUUGGUAGAGGGAACUGGGGUAGAGGGAAUGCUCAAGGAAUGGGUGGAAGAGGGCAGGUUGGUCAGAUGAGGAACAGGCCUGUUGGGAUGGGUGGAAGAGGUUUAAUGGGGAAUGGUGGAGGUGGGUUUGGGCUUCCUAUGAUGCAUCCUCAAGCAAUGAUGGGGCAGGGUUUUGAUCCAGGUUUUGGUGGACGGAUGGGAAGCUAUGGAGGAUUCCCAGGCCGUCCAUUUCCAGGGGUUUUGUCUUCAUUCCCUCAUGUUGGAGGAGUUGGUUUGCCUGGAGUAGCACCUCACGUGAAUCCUGCAUUUUUCGGAAGAGGUGUGCCGAUGAGUGGGAUGGGGAUGAUGCCCAAUAUGGGAAUGUGGGAUCCUAACGCAGGAGGAUGGGGCGGUGAGGAUUUGGGUGGUGGGAGAGCUGCAGAGUCGAGUUAUGGGGAGGAAGCUGCAUCUGAUCAUCAUGAUAGAGGAGCUCGUUCUAAUCCCAUCAAGGAAAAGGAUAGAGCUGCAGAAAGGGAGUGGUCAGCUUCAUCUGAUAGAAGUAACCGUGAUGAGAAAGAUGGUGGUUAUGAAAGGGACAUAACUAGGGAGAGAGACGUUAGCCAAAUUCAUGAUUGGCCAGAGAAAAGACGUCGUGAUGAUAGAGACACUGGUCGUGAGCGUGGAAGGGAGAAUCAUAAGGAUGGAGAACGAUCCAGAAACUGGAACAGAGAAAGGGAGAAGGAGAGGGAUCGUCACAAAGAAGAGCGAGAAAGACACAAGAACGAACCGGAGCAUGGUAACGAAUGGAACAGAAGUCGAUCAUCCAGAGCACCUAGCAGAUCACGGAUGUCUCGGGAGGAUAACCAUCGCUCAAGAUCAAAGGAAGCUGAUUAUGGAAAAAGACGGCGACUUACCUCUGAGUAG